This is a messenger RNA of Limulus polyphemus (Atlantic horseshoe crab), 1857 nucleotides long. RefSeq names its product epoxide hydrolase 4-like. NCBI's taxonomy places the organism in Eukaryota, Metazoa, Arthropoda, Merostomata, Xiphosura, Limulidae. The record is from RefSeq and is a predicted model, not a curated record. The coding region runs from base 139 to 1170 and encodes 343 amino acids. The transcript is spliced from 6 exons. Gene Ontology annotation, molecular function: hydrolase activity.
CUAGUUAUUAUACUGUGAAAGGUCAAGGUCGUAGCACUAUAUAGUAUAUUUCAAUUUUUAAAUAGAAAUAACAGCAGGAAACUUUAAUUUCGAGAAAGUAUAUAAACAUCAUUAUUAAUAGUAUUUCUUUCCUUCAGGAUGAACAAACUAAAAGUAGAAUUAGCAAUUACGUUUGCUUUAAGCGUGUUUUAUGGCGUUUUGUUUCUGUUCAGAAGUAUGUACGAAAUGUUUCGUACUGGUAAAAAGCUUUUCAAGGUCAACAAGCGAAAAGAACCACCAAGAUGCCUACGAGACCCAUCUCUGGGGAAACAUGUAUAUGUAGAGUUGAAGGAAGUGAAACUUCAUUAUGUUACAAAUGGAAAUUCACAGAAUCCUCUGAUGGUAUUGAUUCAUGGUUUUCCAGAUUUUUGGUUCAGCUGGAGAAACCAGCUGAAAGAAUUUUGUAAAGAUUACUGGGUGGUUGCUAUAGACAUGCGUGGUUAUGGAGAAUCAGAAAAACCUGAGGGAAUCAGAGCUUACCAAGUGAGUAAAAUUGAAGAUGACAUAAAACAGCUACUAAAUGCAUUAGGAAGAAAAAGUGGUGUAAUUGUAGGUCAUGAUUGGGGUGGAUGCGUGGCUUGGUCCUUGGCUGCACAUUACCCAGAAAUAGUUGAACAGUUGAUCAUUAUGAAUGCUCCACACCCUCGCAACUUUGAAGAAACUCUUCAUAGUAACUUACAUCAGUUUUUCAAAUCCUGGUACAUUUUCUUUUUCCAACUGCCAUUGGUACCAGAACUUGAUUUUUGUGCUAAAGAUUUGGCAGUAUUUGAUAAGGAAUUUUGUUCCGAUGGAAGAAGCAUUUGUAGUGAGGAGGAGAUUGAAGCUUAUAAGUAUUAUUUCAGUCAACCAGGAGCAUUUACUCCACCAAUAAACUUUUACCGUGCUGCAAUUGGCUGGCUGAGAAAGGACCUUCAAGAAGAGUAUGAUGGUUUCAGAAUCAAAGCGCCAACUUUGGUCAUCUGGGGAGAAAAAGACAAAUACUUGGUCCCUGAACUAGCUACAGGGUGUGCUCGUUACACUGAUAACUACACUCUCAGAAUCAUAGAGAAUGCUUCUCACUGGGUUCACCUGGAUCAUGCAGAAGAGGUCAAUAAACAUAUGUGGAGUUUUCUCAAGAAACAAAGAAAAUGACUUAAGUCAUGUUCAGAUUUCAUGUUCUUAAAUAAACAUAGGACUAACCUGAUGUUAUCUUAAAUGUAUUAACAAAAGCUGGAUUUUUUUUUUUAUCUUAAAGCCUGAGAGAACUUAAGGUUCUUUAAUAUGACAAUUUUUGGAGGCUGGUUGAGCCAAGUUUUAUAAAAGUAACUUUAGAUUAUGGAACUUGAUGGUUUGUUGAUUUCUGAAUUGAAGUGAUUCUCUCAAGCAGAAUGAAAUGCAACUUUUAACAAGAAGAGAGGACUAUCAAAACAGAUAGGAUUUUGUUUCUUGGCAAAACCAAAAUUUCUGAAGCUUUAUAACACUUUCAUUGCUAACUUGAGGCUUUCUUAAAUCUUAAUAAGCUUAGAUUUCUCUAAUAAAAUAAAACACAAAGGUAUGGUAGAGCAUCUGUCUCCCAACUAAAAAGUGUUUUCUAUUUAUUGGUAUGAUUUUAGUUUCCCAAUAAAAAUGUUUCUUCCUUAAGCCUGGUAGAACAUAUAUUUCAUAUUGGUGUUUGAGCUUCUGUCGAUACACAGAUUGACAGGACUUCCCUGUUAUCAGUAUCUGCUUUGGUCUGUUGAUACACCUGUGUGGAGAUCAAAUUCACUGUUGCAUUAGGUAAGUUUCAUCUCCACAAAUGUGUAUCAUUAAACCAAAGUCUGUACUGAUUAUAUAAAAAAA